AUGUAUCUCCUGCUGCUUCAGCUGCUGGUGAUCUCAGGUCUGGGAGAGUCCAGGCAACAAAUGCUGACCGGCAUAGACAAGAAGAUCCAGCAUCCCUCUCAUGCUGCAGAUGAUCAGGGCUUCGGAGCACUAUCGACAGACGUUUUUGAGGAGUCCCAAGAAAAGCCAGAUUUGUUUGUAGCCAUACCCCACCUGAUAGACCCUGAGCUGACAGAAACUCCCAAAGAGCAGAAAGACAUGUUAUUCAGGUUCAUGUAUACCUCUGAAAAACAGAAGCCAGAGAGGCAUCUGGACAUAAGGGAUCCUGCUAGAGAGGCCUUCAGACCUAGGACUCCAGCAAAUGCUGAACCUGAUGGCAAGGAAAUCGAGAAACCCCAUCUCCAGGAAGAAGCACAAAAAUUCUGGCACUUCUUCUUGUUCAGAAAGAGCUCAGCUUCACAGGAGGUCAUCCUGCCCAUCAAAAGCAAUGAAGUGUACCAGGAGACCUGCAGGACGGUACCCUUCUCCCAGACAAUCGUACAUGACGACUGUGAAAAUGUAGUCAUUCAAAACAACUUAUGCUUUGGGAAAUGUCGGUCCCUUCGUCCUUCUGAGGCUACAGCUCAUCACCAUGCCUUCUGUUCCCACUGUUCACCUACCAAGUUCACAACAAAAGAAUUACUGUUGAAGUGCACUGGACCCAACCCUGUGGCCAAGGUGGUGAUGAUUGUGGAGGAAUGUCAGUGUAAAGUCAAGCAAGGUCAAGACGAGGAGCAUCUUCAUUCUGACUCUCAUGCAUGA
Phascolarctos cinereus (koala) is the source of this 780-nucleotide messenger RNA. It is a transcript of the gene CER1, whose product is annotated as cerberus 1, DAN family BMP antagonist. NCBI's taxonomy places the organism in Eukaryota, Metazoa, Chordata, Mammalia, Diprotodontia, Phascolarctidae. The record is from RefSeq and is a predicted model, not a curated record.